Messenger RNA from Gongylonema pulchrum, 915 nucleotides. NCBI's taxonomy places the organism in Eukaryota, Metazoa, Nematoda, Chromadorea, Rhabditida, Gongylonematidae. The record is from the annotation of a GenBank genome assembly.
AUGUUGAAGCGGCAGGAGCGCAACAAGGAAAACGCACCACCGAAGGCCGGAAAGCAGAAAGCUGGCGAAGCUCGACAGGGGAGAAUCAGAGGACCUGCCGCCAGUGAUCUUUUCGGGAAGAGCAAAAAAAUCGACUUGAACACCGCUAUGCGGGAUCCAGCCAGAAAGACGCUUUCCAAUGUGGGAAAUACAACAAGAGAAGAGAAAGAAGCGAGCAAAGAUGAGAUGGACUUAAAAAUUCCGCCAUGCGCGGGGAACACCAACCAUACACUAACAGAAACAUCAAGACAAUCGCGCUCGAUUUCACAGGAAAAGCAACGAAAUCACAUGACUGUUGGCAAAGAAUUGGCAGUCUUUAUUCCACGAGUAACAGCUAGUGGAAUGCAGUUACGUCCGAUGCGCGCUUCCGCAGAAAAUACCACAGCAGAUAAUUUUGCUGCACAUAAAGAAAAGGCAAAAAUACAGAAGCCAUCGUCCAAUGAAACAGCUGAUAAUGCACGGGCCCGAGAUGCCCAGACUGUGAGAGUGGAAACACAGAUGAUAGCGGCUGAGCAACAACUAAUGCCCAAGGGACAGCCAGUAACCAAGAAACACCCAAAUAAUUCAAAUUGUGGGGAUGCUUGCGAUGAAUAUGCGGAGGACAUAUGGCAGUUCCUCGAGUAUUUGGAAAGUCGCUACGAACUCCCACAAAAUUUCUUCAGUGGAUCCAAGGUCACACCGAAAAUGCGUAUGAUAACGCUGGAGUGGUUCGCAUUUUUUGCAACUACCUUCCAAUUGCUGCCUGAAACGUUCCUAAGAACGGUACACCUAUUCGAUCGCUACAUCGUGGCUCAUCUGCUCGAGAUCGACAAGGUUUCAAUUAAGCGCAUUCGCAGCAGCAUGCUACCAAUGCGCAUUGUUACUCGCGACUGCUAG